ACUCCAACUUUGAGAGUGCACAUUUAGACAUCUCAACUAACAACUAAAACUCUAAAUUCAUCUCCGAUGUGUCUUGUGGACACCCUAUGCUGAUGUGACACGUAAAUUUGGAGGUGUCUAGAUGAUCAUUUUGAAAAUUGGAGUGUUUUAACUUAUGACGCAGUGGAGAUGAGUUGAGGUGUCUAGACGUGCGUACUCAAAGCUGGAGUGUUUAAUUGGCUGAGGCCAAGUUAAAGUAUUAUGCCUUUUAGAAUGCACCAGCUUUGAAAGAGUAAUGAUUUGCACUUUCAGCUGUUGGCGUCUUGCAAUCAAAAGGAGUGAAACAAGCUUAAAUGGAGUAGCACGGUCAGUGAGGAUUCAUAUAGCCGUUGACUCACUUGCAUAGUAGUUAUAGUUGUCGUCGUUGUGAAAAUCCAAUGAACCUUUCCUAUUAUCUUUCUUCUUUUGAUACUCUUACUUGGAUCAGGGACAUAAAAUGAUGGAUCUCUGGCUGGUUUUCUGUGGGAAGUAUGAGUGUUCACAAAAGGCUGGAGAGAGUUGCAGUUCAACUUUUCUUGAUACAUUUUCAUGCACCAGUCAUAUAUUGAUCAUUUUUGCAAAUAUCCUGCUUCUGAUGAUUCUUGUUUUCCUCUUUUCUACCAAGUUCUCAUCACGAAAGAGCGUGGCGUCCUCUGAGUUCCAAGGCAAUUCUAUCUUGUCAGGUUGUUCGUACAUUUUCAAUGGCAGUUUAGCUUUAGCAUACUUGAGUUUUGGGACAUGGAAAGUUUUGCAGAAACUCAUCGCUCAACAAACUGUUCUACCGCUACAUCAAUGGCUGGUUCCGUUGUCACAAGGGCUCACGUGGUUGCUGCUGAGUUUACUUUCCAUUUACAAGAAGCAGUAUACUUCUUCACCAGGGAAGCUGUGUGUUUUUCUUGCAAGCUUACUAGCAGCAUUUCUUUGUAUUUCAUCCGUAUGGCAAGUAAUCAUAGAGAAUGUAGUGUACACAAAAUCAGUCUUGGACAUGCUACCACUACUAGGAGUGGUUUUAGUGACCGUUUCUGCAUCCAAAGGCCAACGGGAUAUAAGCACUUGUGAAACUCUUCUGGGAGAAGAAGCCGAUAAUGCCUGUGGUAAAGUUGAAUCGAAUGAGAAAACAACUCCAUUUGCCAAAGCUGGAAUAUUUAGUAGAAUGUCAUUUUGCUGGUUGAAUGAUUUACUGAAGAAGGGCAAGGAGAAAACUCUCAAUGAUGAGGACAUUCCAGAGUUGAGGCCGGAGGAUCAAGUUGGGACGUUGUACUCGUUGUUUAAGGAGCAAGUAAAUAAAAGAAAGCAAAACAUUUCAAAUGCUCGGCCUUCUGUAUUUUCAGCAAUAGUCUGCUGUCAAUGGAAAGCCAUUGUGGUAUCUGGAUUGUUCGCGCUGAUUAAGACGGUGACUGUGUCAAUAGGGCCCUUGUUUCUUUAUGCCUUCAUUGAACUUGCUAAAGGAAAUGGAGCUUUCAAAUAUGAAGGUUAUGUGUUAGCCGGGGGAAUCCUUAUCGCUAAAUGCAUAGAAUCAUUAGCAGAGAGGCAAUGGUUUUUCAGGACUAGAUUAAUCGGUCUUCAAGUUAAAUCCUUGUUAACUGCAGCUAUAUACAAUAAGCAACUCCGUCUUUCAAACACUGCUAAGAAUACUCACUCACCUGGUGAGAUAAUAAACUAUGCCACAGUUGAUACCUUUAAAGUUGGUGAAUUUCCAUAUUGGUGUCAUCAAAUAUGGACAACGGGUGUUCAGGUAUGCAUUGCACUAGUCAUAAUGUAUUAUGCUGUGGGAUUGGCUACCAUACCAGCGCUACUAUUAGUUGUAGCAAGUGUGCUAGGAAAUUCUCCGGUUGCUAAAUCACAGCACAAGUACUUGACAGAGCUUAUGAUUGCACAAGACAGAAUGCUAAGGGCCAUAACUGAAGCUCUUACUAGUAUGAAAGUGUUGAAGUUAUACGCGUGGGAGAAGCAUUUUAAGAAUGCAAUUGAAAAGCUAAGAGAAGACGAAUACCGAUGGCUAUCAGCAGUGCAGAUGCAGAAAGGCUAUUACCUGGUUUUGUUUUGGUCAACGCCAAUUAUAGUAUCUGCGGUUACUUUCUGUUCUUGCUACUUACUCAAAGUCCCUCUUAAUACCACUAAUGUCUUCACAUUCCUUGCCACUUUACGCAUUGUCCAGGAACCUGUUAGGUCAGUUCCUGAUAUUCUUGGAGUAUUCAUAGAAGCAAAAGUCUCGUUAUCUCGAAUUGUGGAAUUUCUUGAGGCUCCGGAGUUGCAAAACAGACGUACAGAGCAGAAGUACCAGGGAAAGCAACUUGAGCAUUCUAUAAUCAUCAAGUCCAAAGGGAUAUCAUGGGAUGCAAGUUCACAUAAUCCUGCAGUGAAAAGUGUAAACCUUCAUGUCAAACAAGGGCAAAAGCUAGCUAUCUGCGGAGAGGUUGGUUCUGGUAAAUCGACUCUUUUAGCUGCAAUUCUCGGAGAGGUACCAUACGUUGAUGGCUUGGUUCAAGUUCAUGGAACGGUGGCAUACGUCUCUCAGAAUGCAUGGAUUCAGACAGGAACAAUAAGAGAGAACAUACUUUUUGGUUCCACAGUGGAUCGAAUCAAAUACCAAGAAGUACUUGAAAGGUGUUCUCUUGUCAAGGACCUUGACAUGUUUCCUUUUGGUGACCAAACAAUUAUUGGAGAAAGAGGGGUUAACCUCAGUGGUGGACAGAAGCAGCGAGUUCAGCUAGCACGUGCACUGUAUCAAGAUGCAGACAUAUAUCUAUUGGACGAUCCAUUCAGCGCAGUUGAUGCUUAUACCUCAACCUGUCUAUUUAAUGAAUAUGUCAUGGGAGCUCUUUCUGGAAAGACAGUCUUGCUUGUGACUCAUCAAGUAGAUUUCCUUCCUACAUUUGAUUCAAUAUUGCUAAUGUCUGAAGGAAACAUCAUACAGUCAGCUUCUUUUGAUCAGUUGCUUCUUUCUUGUGAAGAGUUUCAAAACCUCAUUCAUGCACAUGAUGAGGCGAUUAAAAGUGAGAGUAAUCGAGGGUGUUCUCCACAACAAAGGACCAAAAGCUCAGUAGAAAAUAUUCAUCCAUUGUGUGCGGAAGAACAGCUGAUAACACCUGUUGGUGAACAGUUGAUCAAGCAAGAAGAACGAGAAACAGGAUACACCGGUCUUAAGCCGUAUAAACAAUAUCUUGGCGAAAGCAACGGCCUUUUUUACUUCCUUUUGGUUAUAUUUUCACACCUCCUAUAUAUGGUUGGCCAGCUAGGACAAAAUCUUUUGUUAGCUGCUGAUUUACAGAGUUCAAGAACCAGCAAAUUGAGUCUCAUCCUAAUAUACUCAUCCAUAGGUUUUGGUAUGUCGGUAACCUUGUUAUUUAGGUCCUAUGUAGUGAUUAAUUUAGGCCUCAAGUCUUCAAAAUCUAUUUUUGCUAAGUUACUAACGUCUAUAUUCCGAGCACCAAUGUCAUUUUACGACUCAACACCACUCGGAAGAAUACUUAGUCGGUUGUCUUCAGACCUCAGUGUUUUGGAUCUCGACUUGUCAUUUCGAUUCAGUCAGGCUGCAUCCUCAACCUUGACCACAUACUUCAGCUUAGGAAUAUUGGCUGCUCUCACCUGGCCAAUCUUGAUUAUCAUUAUACCGAUGAUUUAUAUGACAGUGAUAUUACAGAGAUUCUAUUUUGCUUCAGCAAAGGAACUCAUGAGAAUUGAUGGCACAACAAAGUCAGCUGUUGCUAGCCAUCUUGCUGAAGCCAUAGCGGGAGCAAUGACCAUCAGAGCUUUCGAGGAGGAGGAUCGUUUUUGCACAGAAUAUCUACAACUUGUUGAUAGAAAUGCAAUUGCAUUUUUCCACAGCUUUUCAGCAACUGAGUGGUUGAUCCAACGACUAGAAAUACUCUGCGCCAUAGUUCUCUCAUCCUCAGCCUUAGCCAUGGUUUUACUUCCCUUUGAAGCUUCUGACUCAGGAUAUAUUGGCAUGGCUCUAUCGUAUGCUCUUUCAUUGAACGUGUUCCUAGUUGCUUCGGUCCAAACCCAAUGCAUGCUAGAAAACGCCAUUAUUUCAGUAGAAAGAUUAGAGCAAUACAUGCAUAUUCCUAGCGAACACACUGAAUUUUUACAAGACAAUAGACCUGAUCCCUCUUGGCCUUCCAUUGGUAAAGUGGAGAUUGUUGAUUUAAAGGUCAGAUAUCAACCGACUGCUCCACUUGUUCUACAAGGCAUUAGCUGCACCAUUGAAGGUGGAUAUAAAGUUGGAAUUGUUGGCAGGACAGGUAGUGGGAAAACAACUCUUAUCAGUGCCUUGUUUCGCUUGGUAGAACCAACAGAAGGAAUGAUCAUCAUAGAUGGCAUAAACAUCUCAACAAUCGGGAUUCAUGAUCUUCGAUCUUCUUUAUCAAUCAUUCCACAAGAUCCCACGCUUUUUAGCGGAACUGUCAGAUACAAUCUUGAUCCACUGUCAGAGCACACUGAUCAGGAGAUAUGGGAGGUUUUGAGGAAAUGUCAACUUCAAGACGUUGUUCAACAGAAAGAAGGAAGACUAUACUCCUCAGUGUCACAAGAUGGAUCAAAUUGGAGCAUGGGACAAAGACAGUUAUUUUGUCUUGGAAGAGCAUUAUUAAAAAGAAGAAAAAUAUUAGUUCUUGAUGAAGCAACAGCAUCAAUUGACAAUACAACAGAUUCAAUAAUUCAAAAAACAAUUAGGACAGAAUUUGAGGAUUGCACAGUCAUAACUGUAGCUCACAGAAUCCCAACAGUAAUGGAUUGCACUAUGGUUCUUGCUAUAAGUGAUGGGAAGCUGGUAGAGUAUGAUAAGCCAAUGAAACUUAUGAAUAAAGAAAGUUCAUUAUUUGGACAGCUUGUUGAUGAAUAUUGGUCACAUUCUCAACAUGUUGACAUACAUAUGAGUAACCAAUAUGGAACUCAUUAAUAAGAAUUUUAAGUUAUAUACAUUUAAUUCGCGCUUAUACGACGCGUUAUGUUUUUUUUUGUUUUCCAGUUAUCAAUUAAUACUAAACUACACAUUAAUAAAUCAUUGCAUUCACAAGUCAAAA
Molecule: messenger RNA, 5042 nt
Organism: Solanum lycopersicum (tomato)
Lineage: Eukaryota; Viridiplantae; Streptophyta; Magnoliopsida; Solanales; Solanaceae
Gene: ABCC7
Product: ABC transporter C family member 7
Biological process (GO): transmembrane transport
Cellular component (GO): membrane
Molecular function (GO): ATP binding; ABC-type transporter activity; ATP hydrolysis activity
Source: RefSeq, a predicted model, not a curated record